CGCAAUCGAGAGCUUUGUUUAUAAUUUGCAGGCAAAAAACUGAACGUAAACAACGCCCCUCGGAAACAUGAGUGGGGAUAAGGAAAUGAUUUUGCAAUUUGCACCAUUUGAAUCUUUUGUGUCGCCUACGUUUUGGCAUAAGCUGGCAGAGAUUAAACUGGACCACGAUCGCCUAUCCGAUUCCAAACGCUCCAUCUCUGGACACUAUACCAACCGAAAUGCCAAGGGAUGUCUCCUGGAAGUCGAUUACACAGCCUACAACAAGAAUCCACAGCCACCGAAAUUCAGCCAUUCCGCCAUCGGCACCAUCUACAACAAGAACACAAUCGAAGAGUUCAAGGCCCUGGACAAACUGCAACUGCUGGCCGAUGAGGGCAAGGAACUCGUAGCUGAUAUGAGCAAUGGUGGGGUCUUCAGGGAUCCCAGCUUGUUGACCCGGUUCUUUGUUCUCUCCUUUGCCGAUUUAAAGUGCCACAGCUAUUACUACUGGUUUGCCUUUCCCUGCCCUCUGACGCCUACCCUAAAGCUCCAGGGUGCCGUCCAAAAAUUGCAAGACAUACCCAAUAGUACAAACUUCACUGAUGCCUUAAAAGCCCUGCCCGCUGAGUCACAGAACUUUUUUAUUAUGUAUGCCGAUAAGGAGCAGAAGGUUUUCGAAGCUCGAGAACUAAGUUCCCUGGACGAAAAAGAAGUAGAACAAUACUAUUUUGGUUUCGCCGAUCCCAGCGAGUACGAGCACCCAGCUUGGUUGAUGAGAAACUAUGCAGCUUUUCUAAUCCAUCAGUUCCCAUCUUUUGUUGGCAAAACACUCAAGUUUCUUGGCCUGCGAUACAACCAACAAAUGCAGUUGGGUGACAGCCGUAUUUGGCAGGUGAUUCAAACCGAAGCUUGUAAUCUAGAACAAACCCCGGCGGUACAAUUUGUAGGAUGGGAGCUUAAUAAAAAUGCCAAAAUGGGGCCAAGAAUGGUGUGCAUGAGGGACAGCAUGGAUCCAGCCAAGUUGGCUGAAAACUCUGUAAACCUGAACCUAAAGCUAAUGAAGUGGCGCCUAGUUCCCGAUCUUAAUCUGGAGAUUAUCUCUCAAACCAAGUGUCUGCUAUUCGGAGCUGGUACUUUGGGGUGUGCUGUGGCAAGGAAUCUUUUAUCCUGGGGCUUCAAGCACAUCACACUGCUGGACAACGGCAAAGUAGGGUUCUCGAAUCCAGUGCGCCAGAAUCUCUACACUCAUGCGGAUGCCGUGGCGGGAAAUCGGAUGAAGGCCACCACAGCUGCAGAGAGGUUGCGAGAGAUUAAUCCCUCUGCAGAAACAGCAGGUCAUGUGCUGGAAAUUCCAAUGCCGGGACACACCAUUGGGGAAUCACUGGUUGCCCAGACUGAGGAGCACUUACAGGUCAUAGAGCAGCAAGUGCGCAACCACGAUGUCAUCUUCCUGCUCACGGAUUCGCGUGAAAGUCGUUGGCUUCCCACGUUGUUGGGAGCAGCCAACCAAAAGAUUGUAAUCAAUGCAGCUCUGGGCUUUGAUAGCUAUUUGGUGAUGCGACAUGGUAGUACUCGCGAGGAAGCAGGGGACGUUGCUCAGGAGAUCGCUGCACUCAAGUGCAUCAAUGGCAACCAAUUGGGUUGCUACUUCUGCAACGAUGUCACGGCCCCAGGAAAUUCGCUUAAGGAUCGUACUUUGGACCAGCAGUGCACUGUGACCCGACCUGGAGUAUCCAACAUUGCUGCUAGCUAUGCAGUGGAAUUACUGGUGGCCUUGCUCCAGCAUCCUCAACGGGAACAAGCGCCCGCCUACUACGCCCAGAGUGGGCGUGGCAAGUCGGAGGAGGCUGAUGGCAAGGUGCCGGAGGGUCUACUGGGAAUUCUCCCCCACUCCAUCCGCGGAUUGCUGUGCAACUAUGAAAACAUUCUACCCGCGACCCAAAAGUUUGCUCAGUGCAUCGCUUGCUCAGCGGCUGUUUUGGAUGCAUAUAAAAAUGACGGUCAUGCCUUCCUCUUUAAAACUUUCGAAACAGCCAAAUAUCUUGAGGACUUAACAGGAAUCUCAGAGUUUAAGCGGUUGAACAGUGAGAUAAUUGAUUUUGAUGAUGAAGAAUUUGAAAUGUCGAGCGAGGAAGAUUAGCCUGCACUUACUUAACAUUCUGUUCUUCUGCCUCUUUCAACGUAUAAAAGAAUGGUCCAACUUAUAGAGGCUUUUAUUUACCAGCUUGGAUUUUUUGCAGAAUUAAUUAUUUCAGCUCAGCAAGCAUUUAAAGUCCAAUGUCAAAACCAAAAAUGUGUGUAUUGAUGUUUUUCUAUAUUGUCUAGUCAUUAAGGAAAUUGUGAAUCAAUCCAUUGAAAUUAUAUUAAUAUAUGUAUUUACUUUUGAAUAUUUAAAUAAAUUUGAAAAUUGAAAAUCA
Drosophila ficusphila is the source of this 2396-nucleotide messenger RNA. It is a transcript of the gene Atg7, whose product is annotated as ubiquitin-like modifier-activating enzyme ATG7. The record is from RefSeq and is a predicted model, not a curated record. Bases 68 to 2119 code for a protein of 683 amino acids. Gene Ontology annotation, cellular component: cytoplasm; phagophore assembly site. The transcript is spliced from 9 exons. NCBI's taxonomy places the organism in Eukaryota, Metazoa, Arthropoda, Insecta, Diptera, Drosophilidae. Gene Ontology annotation, biological process: C-terminal protein lipidation; cellular response to nitrogen starvation; autophagosome assembly. Gene Ontology annotation, molecular function: Atg8 activating enzyme activity; Atg12 activating enzyme activity.